Messenger RNA from Zootoca vivipara (common lizard), 14270 nucleotides. NCBI's taxonomy places the organism in Eukaryota, Metazoa, Chordata, Lepidosauria, Squamata, Lacertidae. The record is from RefSeq and is a predicted model, not a curated record.
UCCGGGGGGGGGGAACUUUGAGGUGAGAGGAGGGAAAAGAGGAGUGUCCCCAGCCCUAUUUCCCUCCCAAUAUGGGGGGGGGGUCCUUGCGUGGGGAUAAGGUGGUUGUGAGGAGAGGGGAGGCUGAGGCACCCGCCUCGCCUUCUCUCACCCAGAACGAAACGGGACCUUACCUUUUAAUCCUAAAUCUUAACUGCCCACCCAAACAAAGACUCUCACAGAAAGGAUUCGCCCCCAACGCUUAUCUUCUCCUAAGUUCCAGUCUUCCUUUAAAAAAAAAGCCUUCUCCCUGAAAGAGACGAAAAUGCCACCUUACUCCCCCACCCCCCGUGACACAUGCCCUCUCCUCUUUCAUCCUAAAAUGCCACACGCACACUGUCAGGAAAAAAUAAGCAUACCGAAACACUGGAGAGCAUCCUCGGCUCCCUAUUUCCUUUUUAUUUCUUCAGUCUCCCUGAAACACUUUGAGAAGAAACCCCUCUUCCCCACAUUUCCCUGCCUAUUGUGACACCUUUUCUCUCCCCAUUUCCAACGUAAUUAGUUUCCUGCCUUCUCACACCUCCUGCCAACUACAAUAUGAAAGGAGGACUAGAAAUAUAAACAAAUGCUGUAUUACAGCGCUUUCCACACUUCUCAUGUUGGUGACACACAUUUUAGACAUGCAUCAUUUUGUGACAUAGCAAUUCAGUUUUACUUGCAAACCGGAGGUUAAACUAACCCCUUUCCAGCCUUGGGAGGAGCAUGGGGAGCGUUCGCACAACACACCUACACACUGCAGCCAACACACGUAACGUGUCACAACACAAAGUUUGGAAAGCUCUGCUGUAUUAGUUAGACCAGGGUUAGGCAACCUAAGGCCCGUGGGCCACAAGCGGCCCACGGGGGUCGUUUAACUGGCCCAUGAGCCUCCCACAAAGGGAGCUGUCCACUCAGCGAGUCCCCGCGCGCUGCGCUAAACCAGCACAGCGCGAGGACUCGCUUCCGUGGUGCUGGAAAUCGCGUCUGCACAUGCUGAGACGCCGGAAAUUGUGCAGAAGCAGAUGCUGGAAAUCGAGGCCGCGCGCACUCACACGCACGUGUGAUCUGGCUCACGGAGGGAUCUCCGCUGGAGUGAACCGGCCCAGGCGAGGUAAACCUUGCUGACCCCUGAGUUAGACAAAUUGUCUGGCCUAGUUCAAGGCAAUUACCUAGCCUCAACCCAUCAGGCUUCGGGGCCAGAACACAUGACUGAGCACGUGCCCAUGUAAGUGGUCUGCACAAGGUGCUUCUUUCUGUGUGUAAAGUUACCAUGUGUGGCAGCCAAUUGGCUUUUUGAGUUGUCGUGCCCACAGUGACUGACCUGAGCAAGUGACGUACUGUUGUGCUAACUCUACAGGUGAAUGGGCCUAUCGGUGUGGUAAAUACGCUUAUGCGGUUAGCCACAUGGGGGACACUUAGGUUACUAAUUGGCAGGGUGGAUAAAAAAAUCAGUGAUUUAAAUCUCUUUUUUAUUGGAUUUUUUAAAAAAUUAAAUUGGAUUUUUAAAAUAAAAUGCUUUUGGAGGAAAAUAUUUUCUAAAGAUAGUUUUCUAUGUAAGUUACCUUAUAGUCCAAAGGCUAUUCAUCAGGAAAUAAGGAUUUGUUUUAAGUUUUUCAUGUGUGCUAAAACUCAGUCUAAGGUUGUUGUUGUUGGUUUUUUUUAAAAUUAACCACAUCAGUUAACAAACAGGGAUACAUAUAUGGUAUAAUGUUAUAGUUUUAGUUAAAUUGUAGAUGAAGCCUGGCAAAGCCAGCGGACCUGAUGCGAUACCUGCCAAAGUCUUCAGAAUGGGUGGAAUUGAACUUGCACAACAACUUCAGAAGCUCAGCGAAAAAAUCUGGGAGAGAGAAGAGAUCCCAGCGGACUUUAGGGAUGCCAAAAUCAUCAAUCUCUUUAAAAAAAGGUGACAGAACUGAUUGCGGAAACUAUCGAGGCAUCUCUCUAUUAGCUGCGGCCGGCAAAAUUCUUGCAAGGAUUUUAGCAAACUUAUCUCUUAAUCCAAAAUGGUUUUCGGCCUUCUGGCGGGGGCAAUGGACAUGAUUUUAACCACUCAACAGAAAAAUGCAGAGAGCAAAACCAACCCCUGUCUAUGGGGUUUAUUGACCUGACUAAGGCUUUUGACACUGUAAAUCGUAAUGCCCUGUGGACUGUCCUUCUGAAAAUUGGCUGCCCAAAUAAAUUUGUGAACAUCAUUCGGCUCUUCCAUGAUAAUAUGACAGCAACAAUCACAGAUAACAAUGGCUCUCAAAGUGAACCCUUCACAGUGGGAUCAGGUGUUAAACAGGGUUGUGUUAUUGCCCCAACUCUAUUCGUUAUUUUCAUUGCCAUGAUCCUACACUUAGUCGAAGGGAGACUCCCCACUGGAGUAGAAAUCAAAUAUCGAACAGAUGGAAAGCUCUUUAAUCUGAGCAGGCUGAAAGCAAAGAGUAAGAUUACUGUAACUUCCGUCAUAGAGCUUCAGUAUGCUGAUGACAAUGUAGUGUGUGCACACUCAGAGGAUGACUUCCAAACCAUCCUAAAUAUCUUCGCAGAAGCUUACGGAAAACUUGGCCUGUCUCUCAACAUCCAGGAAACCAAAGUGCAGUCAUACCUCAUGUUGCGUCUUUUUUAAUAAUAAUAAUAAUCAUUUUUAUUAAUUUUCCAAUAAAAACAGCCAAUUAACAUAUCCAUAAUCAUAAUCCAAUUAAAAGCAAUAAACUAAAAAAAACCAAAUUACAGUCCAAAUUAUUAAUUUUUCCGGGCUCCCCAUAGUCUGGACCUCUUGAAGUAUAUCUCCAAUAUCUUCGUUCCUGCCUUCUUUUUGUUGUUCUCAUAUUUUCCACUUUCCAAUCUUAACGCUUUAAAGUUCUCCAUCCCUGGCUAUGCAAUUCUCAAUCAUGUCAGAAAUCAUAUCCUUUCAUCCAUUGAAUACAGCUUUAUUUCUAAAUAUGUAUUUUUCCGUCUAUUUGCCAGCGCAGCUUUUCCUGACUUCAUUCCAAUCUUCCAAUCUGGGCUGUUGUCCAAGUUUAUCGUUUAUCGUUUAAUGAUGCAGCAACUCCCAUGUUGUCAAGUUAUUCCAAUCCGGGCUGUUAUCCAAGCCUGUCGUUUGAUUUUAAGCAUACUGUCUGCAAUACUGCAAUGUAAAUGAACUGUAUUCCACAGAUAUACUAAGUCAUUUGGCAAUCGAUCAGCUUUUGGAGACCACACAAUCCCCCCUUCUGGGCCCUAGAGGGGGGGGGCUGCUAGACAUCCAUUUAGCCUUCUCUCUUGCUCAUAAUGAAGAAAUUCUGCACUGUAUGUUUUCCCAAAUUAUUGUCUCAAGUCACUACUCAAGUCAGCCAGUAAGCAUCUCCCACUUUCCUCAAAAAAGGGAGGAACUCUCAUUUUUCUGUGCUGCGUCAUAUUAACAAGUGCCAUCUUGUUUCUUCUUUUAUCUUUAUCAAGUCUUUCAAGUCUAAGUAAAGCUGCGCAAUUGAAUACUCAAUUAUAAAUAGGAGUCCAUCUGUACCAUUUUUUUUAAAAAAGGUUUCUUAAUGAGGCUUGGCGUAGAAAAACAAUUGUAGGUAUUGAGAAAAAAAAAGAACAUACCAAUCACCUCCGUAAUCCAAACAGUCAUGAUGAGAAUCUCUUUGAAGUCCGAGCUUAAACACCAGGGACUCUGCAAUUCUGCAAGGUUUUUUUCUCAGUCUUCUUCGGUUCAGACUAUGUCUGUUUAUUGUCCAAAUCUAAUGAUUUUAUCAAACAGAUAUUUCCGGCUAUGAGAGCGGCUUUGGAGAGUGCCAGCCGUGUCGUGCUCUGGGACCCAGUGUCUUGCCACUUGCACCCUGAUGCAAGCUGACAAUCUCGGACAAUCUGCGAAACAGUCCUCACCCACCCUGGGGAGUCUGCCAGGGCUAAUUACCCCCAUAUCAGCCCUGAAUUACUGGCACGGCUGAGGUCCGAUCGUAUCGGAGUCAGCCAUUUCUCACCACCUGAAACAGGAAGCCCCCAGGUUACGUCUUUUCAGGUUGCAUCCCGUGCUGAACCCAGAAGUAUCGGAACUGUGGUUGUGAAUGCUGCGGGUUGCGAACGUGGAAAGCGUAAUGCUGAUGGUCAACAAAAGAGGCUUAAAGACUGUCUCAAGAAUUUUUUUUAAAAAAUGUAGUAUAAACACCAACAAUUGGAAAACACUUUUCUGCGAGCUCUCCAAUUGGAGAAAAGACUUUACCAAAGGUAUCAUGGGCUUUGAAGACACUCGGACUCGGGACAAAAGGGAGAAACAUGCUAAGAGGAAGACAUGCUUGGCAAAUCUACACCGUGAUCAACUCCUGCCCGGAAACCAAUGUCCCCACUGGAAUUGGCCUCCACAGUCACUUACGGACUCAUUGUUAAAACCAUGUUUAUGGAGGACAAUCUUACUCGGCUAUGAGUGAUUGCCCAAGAAGAAGAUUUGUGAUGAAGCUUGGAUACCUCAGAAACGCUCUGUUAGUUGCUUGCUUGGCGCUUUGAGAGCAAUCCUUCACCUCUGUUAUGAGCUAGAUUCCAUGUUGAUGGCGCUCCAAGCCUCCUUUCCAGAUAGUCAUCUCUUGCUUUGGAUACCCUUCUGAAGCACUAGGAGACAGCACCUGAGUCAAGAAUGAAGUGUCUGUUACAUUGUAGAAAUUUAAAUGUCCUAUGGAAUGUGUUCCUAGAAUGUAACAAUCUUUGUGUACUUAAAUGUGUGUGUGUGUGUGUGUGUGAGAGAGAGAGAGAGAGAGAGAAUAUUGGUAGCCCCAGUUUUCUUUUUUUAGAGAUCAGUGAUGAGGGGCAGAAAAUUUUCCAGCGUUUGUUGUUGUUGUUGUAGAAAAUUUUCCAUUAGUAUAUAUUAGUAACAAUGAAUGGAUGACAGUUGCAAAUACCAUACAAUUAAAGUCCAAUUUUAAAGUUUUUAGUUUGUUUAUUAAAUGCAAAUAAACAUUCUGAAUUAGAUCACUUUUGAAAGCAUCAGGAAAUUCUCUGAUGCAAAUUAACCUAACUCGUUUUCUCUCUCCAGAAAAUCUACAAAUGGGACUUGGUAGCUAUUCUACUGUAGCUCUGGCCAACCUUUGCUCAGCGUUGACCUGCCUGGGUGUUGCUUCUUCAAAGACAGAGAGUUGUAUCCCUGAGCAAAGCAAUGAAGUGAUUAUAGUCUAUUUCUAAAUGUAGGUCAUGACUGCUGUCUGGAGCGACAUGUAGUGGGCAGUCAAUGAGACGACCUCAGGUUCCUUUCUGAGCUGUAUUCUGGAGAUCCUCAUGUAUAACCAGGAAGCUAGUGAGUGACUUAAACUCACAUGUUAUUUUUGCUUGAAAAAUUGCGUAUACAGAAAGAAGUUAAGUGUCCCACAAAGGCAUCAAUGCAUGGUCCCUUGGUGGGAAAAUCCUAAAUGGAAAAGUAACAUUUUAUAUUGGCACAUAACAACAUGUUCUGUGCAGAAUUGUUGGCUGAAAAAAGUUGACACCGGUUCCUAGCUAGCAGUCAUUGUUCAACCCCUUUUCUUUUGGUCUCUUGUUCUUUGGGAACAAGUGUUCCUUUAUCAGUGUCUCUGGCCCUCCAGAGAGAAUGAUACCCAACAGCUUGCAUCCCUUUCUGUAAGCAAUCCAAUGUGCUCUGGUUUCAAGAAAGCAAGAAACAGCUGUACUCCGUCACACUUUCCUAAUUUCUCUGUGCCCAAGCACAAAUGAGGGAAAUUCUUUCCCUUCUUUAAGCCCUCUGCAUGUGCCAGAGGAUUUGGGGUAGGAAUGAGGCAGGCUAGUAAACCAAGCUAAUAUCUGUAGGCCCCUGGUGAACAAUUCCUCUUGCCAGGGAGAUCAGUUGGAUCUUCUCUCUUGUGAGGUUGGAUUGAUGUUGGCUAAAUAUUCCCACAGAAAGUUCUGCACAACUGAUGUUCCUAAAGUUGACUAUACAGUAGUAUACAAACAUUUUGUGUAUCUUGAGAGUAUGUGAGGUUUAGUGAUUUCAGGUUUUUUGGGGGGUGAUAGUUUUUAUUGUAGUUUAUGGUUUUGUCGCCUUUUUUAAUUGGAAAAAGUUAAGUAUUCAGUGUUUACAAGAGGGGCUGUGUAGAAAUAUAACCUGUGGAAAGUAAAAAUACUUGAGUAGGAGGUUUUAAAGUGUGGUGUGGUGGUUAAGAGCGGUAGACUCGUAAUCUGGGGAACCGGGUUCGCGUCUCCGCUCCUCCAUAUGCAGCUGCUGGGUGACCUUGGGCUAGUCACACUUCUUUGAAGUCUCUCAACCCCACUCACCUCACAGAGUGUUUGUUGUGGGGGAGGAAGGGAAAGGAGAAUGUUAGCUGCUUUGAGACUCCUUAGGGUACUGAUAAAGCGGGAUAUCAAAUCCAAACUCUUCUUCUUCUUCUUCUUCUUCUUCUUAAAGCUGAUUUUUGGGGUGAGGAAGUGACAGAGAUAUGAGGUUGGAUUUAAUAGAUUGGAGAUAGAAUUCCUGGCAUGGUAGAUUUAAUCAAGUCUCUUAUGAGUUUCCACUUAAAUAGGGUUGCAUUAAUAAGUGUCACAUGCAGACUUUUCUAUAAAAAAUAAAUAAAUAAAUACAAUGAUUGCAGUAAGACCAGUCCAUUAAAAGCAUGUUUUUGUUAAUCAGUUUGUUGAAUAAAGAUUAGCCCAAUGCAAUCUAAUUUUGUGGUUUAUUACAAAUGUAAAUAAAGUCUUGCUGAGCUUGUAGUUCAGUUAUAAUGAUUACAGUACAUAGCAAAAAAGUGGUUACUGAGAUUAAUGUUAGAUUAAUGUCAUGAGCAUAUUGGAGAAAUAAUAAUGUGUAUUUAAAUAAACCGGUGGGCAAAUCUGCAUGCACAUGCAUAGGGAAACAAAAGAUUUCAAAGAAUGCAGAUGUGGUUUAGGGUCAAAAAAUGCUUCUACAUAAUUCAUUACCUUCUUUAAUCUGCAUUUUGGUAACUAGGAGUGGGGAUUACGCACUGACUCCAACUUUCCUGUUUGUGUGCACAGCUUUGACUCUGUACCCCUCUUGCAGGUAGCCAGGCUGAGUACAGCAUGGUUCUGGAAGGAAGAUGGGUUCUACUCGUGUGACUGCCAAGGAGCUAUGUGAAAAUGAUGAUCUUGCUACAACACUAAUUCUCGACUCCUACCUCGGCUUUAAGACCCAUAAGAUGAACGUAAGCCCACUCCCAGCCAUCAGAAGAAGGCACCAUUUGCGGGAAGCAGUGGAAGCUUUCCGGAAGCGCAAGGACCUAGACACGGCAUAUCAGGCCUUGAUGCAAGGUGGUUGGGCCUGCCAGUACUUCGCGAAGCGGAGCCGUCAGCAGGAGGCUGCCUUCAAGACUCAUAUAUUUCGUUACCUUCGCAUCUUCCUUCCUGAGAGUGGUUUUGCCAUCAAGCGCUGUACCCGGUAUUCCCUGGAAAUAAAUGGUGCCCGUGUGGUCGCUACGAAAUCAUGGAAAAAGAAUGACAAACUGGAGCUUCUGGAGGGUUAUAUUACAGAGCUGACGGAGCCAGAUGAGAGUCUCCUGCGGACUGGUGAAAAUGACUUCAGCAUCAUGUAUUCCACACGCAAACAGUGUGCCCAGCUAUGGCUGGGGCCUGCAGCCUUCAUUAAUCAUGACUGCAGGCCCAAUUGUAAGUUUGUCCCAAUGGAUGGGAACACUGCCUGCGUCAAGGUGCUGCGGGACAUUGAACCAGAUGAUGAGAUCACAUGCUUCUAUGGCGACGGCUUCUUUGGAGAGGACAAUGAAUUGUGCGAAUGCUACACUUGUGAAAGGAAGGGAGAAGGAGCCUACCGCCUCCUGAAUCAAACACCUCCACAAUCUACCUCAAUCAAUGAUACAUAUCUAUUCAGAGAGACAUAUGGCCGUCUGCAGCGGUGGAAACGUCCGUCAUACAAGCUGGCCCGACUCAGUGUGAAAGGGGGAUGCAAGGCCCGGCGCAGGAAAGCAAAAAUAAAUGCUGCUCUCCGCAGAUCUGCCUUUCGUUGGUACCUGAGGAUACUAAAGCCUUUAUGUAUCCCCCUGCAUGACUGCUUGGGCUGCACAGCACGUAGCUGCAAGCUCAGUAAGCAGCCACUGGUGCAUCUGCAAUGCUGCCCUCCUUCCAUGUUCCCUGCAUCACAUCUCCGCCGCUCUUCGCGCAGGAAGAUCAGCCACUUUGAGACCCAGCAAACCUCCUUCUACACAAGGACAUACAAUAGACCUGAGAGCCCGAGCUUGCACAGAGAAGCGGUGCAUGGGAUUGGUGAGAGAGAACCACAUAGCAGCAAUGGGGAGCUUAGCCAGGGGGCUGAGGAGCAUCACACAGGAGAUGUGAAGAACCCCGCUGAGAUCACGGGGUCUCAUGGAUCAGGAUCUGGGGGACUAUACUCAGGGGACCAAGAGAUCCUUGGCUCUUCACGCUCUUCCUCCUCCAGCCAGGUCCUAUGCAGAACAAGGAGCAUGACCCGACGCCAAACUUGGGUUUUGCCCAAACCCCAAGUCUCAUUAUCAGCAAUAGACCCCAAACUUUCCCAGUAUGCUCAUGUCCGUUUGGAGAGCCCCCUCUUUAGAGGCAGGCAGUGCUGGCAGCAGCACCCUCCAGACAAGGGGAAGGAGGAGCCGACAGAGGAGCAGCAUCCUCCAAAGCAAAUUGUUUCCUUUCCCCCUUUUGUGCCACCCAAGCGGUUUCGACUGGUCGUAAGCCACGGCUCCAUCAACCUUGAAGUGGCCUCCAGCUCCUGUGAGGAGUUAUCUUGAUCUGGCUGGUCUCCAGGUCCUGCAAAGAGACCCUCAGGUGCUUGUGGAAGCUUGAUCCUUGAUAAGCCAGGGCAAAACCCACCAACCAGAAUUUGCCUGAAAUCAUCUGUUGACUUUUUGGUCUUUGUCCCAAUCACCUUGUAUGGGGUGAGAAACCAUCGCUUUUGUUCUGUUGAGAUGCUCACAAAGGGCUGGAGGAUAUAUCUGUGCUAACACCACCACCCUGUGUUCCAUUUCCUCUUGUUCUAAAGCAGAUUUACUUUCCGUUUUUCCUCCUUCCAGGGUGCUCCCUCCAUCACACUUGUACUCUUCUUUUCCUUUUUAGAAGCACCCUCCACAACCAGGCCAAACCUUGAUCCAUUACCCCUGAAACUUAAGCCAUAUAGCAGGCUGCAUGGAUGUCUGGGAUUGACUCUCCCUGUCAUCUUACCAUUGAACUCCGCUUGCUUUCUCCCAGGCUCCUUUCACCUUUUGACUCCAGGUAUCCCAAUGCUCUAGUUUGUAGCAGUUCAGCCAUGGAACUACAGACACACAUGGUGCUUUCGCUGUUUGUUGCCCCUAAGGAGGUUGUGAGGCUGGUGAGAAUGAAAUGACUGGCAGGUAAAGAAAGCCUACCUCUAAUCAGGGAAGCCUCUUUAAUUCUUUGUAAGAAAACCAGCAACCAGAAGUGCACAUGCGCAUGCAACCCAUGCCUAUUCAGCCCAUUUAGCCUGAUGACUGCUGUUUGCUUCAACAAGUUUAUCUAGGGAAUUACUCUUUCUUCUCUCCUCUUUCUCACUUUCUAUCCCUUCCCCCGAACUGCUUUUUAGGUGCCUACUGUUACAAGACAUCCAAUUUUCUAGUUUUUAAGCUACCGUACUUUUGUAUUAGUCAGGUCUGUCUUGUCUCUUCUCCCUGCUGGGGCUUUUCAAUGAAUGUGUACUGGGGCUUUUUACACUGUUACUGACCUUUAAGGUGUUCGUGUUUUUAUACUUAGAUAUGGCUGAGGUUAAAUGGUUUUUUUAAAUUUUAGAAUACCAGUGAGUUUGAUAAUUUUAUGCAAAUAUUCCACACUGUAGUCACGUGGCAGAGAAUGAAAUAAUUGAACUUUCCUAGCUCUGAUCAGAGGAUUCCUUGGCUCAGGGGCAUUGUGAUAAAGGACCUUCCUUCUGUGUGGUGUUGGCUUAGACUGGAUAAAUAGUUCUUACUCAUCUAGUAGUGGUUGGGUUCAGUUCAAAUGUCAUUGCAAUACAGUAAAUAGAUCGUCUGUAUUUUUGACCUGUGGUCCUGUCUGGCAGUUGGGAUUUCCAGCCUCUUUCUGAGCUGUGUUCAGUGGAGUACUUAGAAAUCUAGUUGAAGAUUAGCUGAAGAUGAGAAGCCAACAGGUGGGCUGUAUUGUAGCCAGCCUUCUUUGGAGAAUGCUUGCUUCAUUUUGCAGCCGUUUUCAUGGUGAGCUUUGUGGUGUUGACUUUGGAAAAUCCAUAGCCAGGAAUCAGCAGGACCUGCUUUAACUUUAACUUUCUCUUUUCUCCCUUCUUUGUUAGUUUUGUUUCCAACUUGGUGCAUUUCAGUCUUAAUGCCUUCUCCAUAUAGCUUCUGAAAGAGACAGGUGUGCAUCUGUGAGUCACUGCUGUUUAAGGCUGCAAUUCUAUGCACACUUGCAAGUAUCCUUUUAAUUUGGUGAGACUUCCUUCUAACUGUGGAUAGGAUCUGUCCUCUGGAUGAGUUUUUGAACUCUGAAACAGAGAAAUCUGUUUUUAGAGCUGCUUCUAGAGUUUUGCUUGGUAUCCGUGUUGGAUAUGUAUUCUGAGUUAGAUUUAUAUUAUAAUCCAGACCUUCUGUUUUUAAUAGUUCUGCCAAGUACCAGUGCUGAUUCCUAGAAAUUUUUUUUAAAGUGGUAUUUAGGCAUUAAUAGGUGAGAGUUUCAAAAGCACAACUGCAGCUAGAAGGAGCUGUAGCUGCAGCUGCUCAUUCUAUCACAAUAAGGAAAUUGUAUUUAUAGUGCAGGGAUAAAAUUUUGAACUCGUGAGUGUGAGUGAGGACUUAGCUGUGGAGAAGGGCAUUUUCCUUCACAAUGAAAAGGCUGAAAAUCCACAGACCUCCAGUCAUGAGCAUUUCAUUAAUGGAUCUGAGAGGGAGUCCAUUAUCUGUGUUGUAGAGAAUGUUGGUAGUUUCCUUCAACUGCAUAUUCAUGUGAAGGCACUAUAAUUUUGUUAAAUAAAUAAAAACAUAAGAGAAACUUGCACAACUAGGUAACAUAAACAACACUCUCUUUCAUAUACCCUGUUUCUGCUGGCAAUUUGAGCUGUUUCCACCAUCAUUCAAAUUAAUCUGCAAAGUUGCCUUUGUGCACAUUCUCUAUUCCACUCAACUUGAACUUCACAUAUGUAUAUACAAAGUACAGCUGAAAAAUGUUGGUCUGUCAAAGCACUGAUAGUGUGUUGCUCAUUAAAACAGUUGAUAUACAGCUGAAAUUGCACAUCUUUUCCUGCUUUCUCCAGUUCACUUUAUAUAUGUUAAUACAUAUUUCAGACAUCCCCCCCAAUAACUUAUCUAGUUGUUUAAUACCAGUUUUGUUUGUUGUGGACAAACAAUUCCAGUAACUACCUGACUUCUCAGUAGUCACACCCACCCUGUAGAACGCCCUCCUGUCACAUGUCAAGGAAAUAAACAACUAUCUGACUUUUAGGAGACACCUGAAGGCAACUCAGUCAGAUGGGCAGCUAAUAAAUUAUUAUUAUUAUUAUCAUUAUCAUCAUCAUCAUUAUCCUUAUCCUUAAUUGUUUAGGUACCAUGACUUGUGCAAGUUAUUUGGUUUAUGGUGCUCAUUUUGUGCUGAUUCUGUGCCAAUAGUCUUGACUCAAAUUUUCACGUUAAUAUGAGAUAGUAAUCCUCUUGUUUGGAGAAAGAGUAUGCUUCAUCAGAACAAACUACCAAACAUUUACAGUAAUAAUAUUGAUGAAUAUUAUGAGGUGUGCAUUUUCACUUGUAUAUCACUGUUUGUGCUAAAAGGUGAUUUUUCUUCCUUCCCCCUGCAGCUGAUUUUGGGCCCUUGCUGCUGGGAGCGCCCAUGCUUUCUUCCCUGUCUGCUACUCUUGUCAGUUUGUGUUGUUCCAUGUUUGUUAAUAGUAGUGGAUUAGUGCACAGCCUUUAGGUAGUACUGCUGGGGUGGGGUGGGAUGGGAUGGGGAAAGAGAACGCAAGGGAUGAGAUGAUUAAGGUCUUUGUUAGUUAGGGAAAGGUUUGGGGUGGGAAGGGUGGAUGUUGCUAGCCAGGAUAUUGAAUGCUCCUGUUGAAGGACAGGCUGGGGCUCAGUUUCUACCUGUUGGUGCCUCGUGUUUAACCAUCUUUUAGGUGGAUUUACUCUUUAAGCUACCUCGCUUUGAGAGGGGGAGCAUCAAGUCAUCCCUUUAGACGCUGUCUCUGACCUUCUUUGCUUUCAGCCCUGUGUCUGUUGAGUCCUGUUGGUCUUUCUCCAUGGCUUUCCCAUGGGUGGAGGGUUGCUUGCCUUUAAACCUCAGAGUGGUGAACCCAGCAGCGGCGUAGGAAGCUGCUUGAACCCCCAGAGUGGCAACCUGCUAUGGAGCGCGCAUGCGCAGCGUCACUCUGUAGUGACGCUGUGCAUGCACGCUACGGAGCAGGUUGCUGGCAAGCCGCAAGCAAGCCGCGGAGCGAGGUUUUAUACCGGGUGGCGGGGCUCAGUUUGGGAGUCGCGGGGUGUGUGUUCCGAGUGUCACCCCCCCUCCAGGGUGGCACCCGGGGCGGCCCGCCCCCUACGCCCCCCUUACUACAGCCCUGGAAUUCAGUUUUAUUUGACUUGCAUCCCAUCUUAAACAACUUCUCUGUCUCAUUCCCAUAAAAAACUUUGUCAUAGCCAGCCCUUGUCAUUCUGCCUCUGCAUACUCCACUCUCCAUCCCCCCCCCCCUCCCGACACACCCUUGUAUGUUAGCAUUGCUUCUUCCAUCCUCUGUAAGGUUUAUAAAGCAUGCUUUUGGCCUGGAGCCAAUCUGUCAUCUUUUCAGAAGAAGACCCCACCUCCCCUAAAAUUGUGCUCAGGGAGGUGUCAAGGCACCUUGACCCUUGCCAGGGGUGGAGGAUGAAUAAACUGUGUGAACUGCCCUGAAAUCUUUUGACGAAGGGCGGGAUAUAAAUUUAAUAAAUAAACAAGCUAGGCACUGGGAAAGGGUCUCUGGAUGGCCGGGUUCCUCAGGGAGUAGUGGGGUGGAGGGCUUAAGAAUAUCACCAUCUGUUCCAAUAUUUGCAGUUUUGAACUGCAGUGUGUCAUUUAUAGAACUUGCCUCUUGUCCAAGUUAGCUGCUAACUCCAGCUCAAAAUCUCCUUUAUAAGGGAAUGGAUUGCUCAUGCCAUAGUAUACAGCAACUAAAGUGAAGGGUAUGUCGCUGCUCUUCCUGCCUCCUCCUAAUUUCCCCAAUGCUUUUUAGGGCUUUUCAAGCACGUGUUUGUUCACUUUAGGAUUAGGGGUUUUUUAUAAUGAAUUUGGGCAAGUCUGGUGUUUUUUUCCUGCAGGAAAGAAGAUGCUGGAGUGUAUUCAACAGGGCUAGGUGUACUCUGCAAUAAAACAAAUAUCUAGGCCAACGUAAACCAAACUCUGAACCUGUAUAAAUUGCGAAGAUCCAGUUUUCCUACUGUUAUUUUGUUUCUGUUUUGUUGGUCUGGACUGUGUACAGUCACUGGAAAUUUUGAAUAUGCUCCCUCCCACCCACUCCAUCUUUCUGGCUUUUGAUACUUCACAUACUGUACUUUCAAACCUGUCAUCACAGCCUUAAGGGCUAGAAACUUGCAUGGAAGAGUUCAGCUUGGCUUGCACCCAGUCUCAGAUUUGGCAUGUGCAGGAUGAUGUUGGAACAUGUACUGUACAGUCCUGGCUUAGGAAUCGGGAGUGGGUGGGGGGGGGAGGAAGGGGGCCUUUUUAAUAGUGCUAUAUUGGAGAGGGUGGCUGGAGGGUGCUCUUGACUCCAGGAGUGGGAAGCUUGAGGCCUCAGGGUAGUUCCUAUCCCCGUGAUCAGGCCGGUAUCCUGUAGGGGCGUGAAGGCAGAAACUUGUGGUUUUGUAUUUUUCAUGGUGUGUGUGUAUGUGUGUAUUAGGGGAGCGUAAUACUUUUUAAAAUACUUGAUUGGAAUAAAGUCUUUUAAAGCUAUUCCUCUGUCUUGGUGAUGUGGCACUUAUUGCAUGAGCAGGGGAAUUGCAAGAUGAGAUUGUAGUUGCAUUUGCUGUUAACAGUUGUUUGCAGAGUAUUGGAUCAUUUCAGAAAGCAUGGCUCCUUUGUCUUAAGCCUGGCAUUCUCAGAGGAUAAAAAUAAUAAUAAUGCUUUUCUUAAAAAAUGGACUGGUUGAUCAAUAGAAGAUCAAUGAAUGCUUUAAAAAAACAAGAAAAUGGACCAGUAAACUGAGUUUGAAUUAUAGCUGCCAAGUCUCCCGUUUUUCACCGUAAACCCCCGGAAUAUUCUAUUUUAACAUUCUAUUCGGAAUGUUAUCUCUAAUAGAAAAAAAUCCCAGAAAUCCCCCGGAUUUCCUACCUGCCAGGGAGGCUCCAUUUCGGGUGCCGCUCUGCCCAUGCCUGGGCACCGGAAAUCGGGCAGUGCAGCACCGA